This is a messenger RNA of Parascedosporium putredinis, 513 nucleotides long. The record is from the annotation of a GenBank genome assembly. NCBI's taxonomy places the organism in Eukaryota, Fungi, Ascomycota, Sordariomycetes, Microascales, Microascaceae.
AUGCACUCCGCCCACUGGCGAGAGGACGUUGACCUCACGGGCAAAAAAGUGGUGCUGUUCGGCAACGGCUGCACCGCGUCGCAGUUGAUCCCCGCCAUCGUGGAGCGCACCGCCCACCUCACGCAAAUCGUCCGAACGAAGCACUGGUUCCUGCCCUCCAUGGACAAGGAGGUCGGAGCCCUGCAUCAGUUCCUCCUCGCUCACGUGCCGGGCCUCACGCGGCUGUUCCGCUUCGCCGUCUUCGUUGCCGCCGAGAAGGAUUCUACCUCCUUCUCCAUGACGAAGAGGGCGUCCAAGUAUCGCGCGAAGCGGCAGAAGUUGGCCGAGCAGUACAUGCGCGAGACGGCGCCCGAAAAGUACCACGACCUGCUGAUUCCCAACUUCUUGCUCGGGUGUAAGAGGCGGAUCUACGACGCCGGCUACCUCGCGAGCUUGUACGCGGAAAACCUGACCUUGACCGACGCGAAAGCGGUGGAGAUUGUCCCGGGGGUGUCAAGACUGAGACUGGCGUGA